This is a messenger RNA of Rubroshorea leprosula, 1061 nucleotides long. Lineage: Eukaryota; Viridiplantae; Streptophyta; Magnoliopsida; Malvales; Dipterocarpaceae. The record is from the annotation of a GenBank genome assembly.
CCAAGCAGAAAGAAGAAGAGUUUGUAUUUGCUGAUAUAUUUGAGCGGCCUAUUCCAUCUCUAUUGCGGAGUUAUAGUGCUCCUAUCCGCCUAGAAUCUACCCUCUCUGACAGUGAUCUGUUUUUCCUCCUAGCACAUGAUUCAGAUGAGUUUAAUCGUUGGGAGGCUGGACAAAUAUUAGCAAGGAAGUUGAUGCUGAGCCUGGUUGCAGACUUCCAGCAAAACAAAACAUUGGCUCUAAAUGCCAAUUUUGUGCAUGGUCUCAAAUCCAUACUUACUGAUGCAAGCUUGGAUAAAGAAUUCAUUGCAAUGGCAAUAACAUUGCCUGGUGAAGGGGAGAUAAUGGACUUGAUGGAAGUUGCAGAUCCAGAUGCUGUUCAUUCUGUUCGAAAAUUUAUUAGGAAGGAGCUUGCCUCUCAACUGAAAGCGGAGUUUCUAAACACUGUUCAAGCCAACAGGAGCUCAGAAGAGUAUGUUUUUAACCAUCCUAACAUGGCAAGGCGUGCUCUCAAGAAUGUCGCUCUAGGAUAUCUUGCAUCACUUGAAGAUCCAGAAUUAACAAAGCUUGUGCUGCAUGAGUAUAAUACAGCCACCAAUAUGACAGAACAAUUUGCAGCUUUGGUGGCCAUUGCCCAGAGUCCUGGAAAAAUUCGUGAUGAUGUUUUGGCUGACUUCUACAACAAGUGGCAGCAUGACUUCUUGGUUGUGAACAAAUGGUUUGCCCUUCAAGCCACAUCUGACAUCCCUGGUAAUGUUGAGACUGUCCGGAACCUAGCACAACUGGAGAUGAUCGUGUCUGCCAAUGGAUUGUCCGAGAAUGUCUUUGAAAUUGCCUCAAAAAGCUUAGCGGUUUAAAAUCAUCCCCUGCACUGCAUGUUCUGCUUCCUGUUCACCGUGAUAUCUGCAUAAAGUACCUGCUGUACUUAUAAUAGCAACUGCAUGAAUAUUGUAAAAUUGGCUGCAGAGAGAUAUCUGGGUUCACUGUUCACUUUUGUGUGCUUUGCAACUAAUUUUAUUUGGAUUCUAUCUAUUUAUUUGCAUGAAUAAUCUUUCUUCUUUGAU